GAGGCGUGGUAGGAAGUGGUAGCCGUCAAUCACAAGGGAGACUCCAAACAGUGAGCCUUGAGCUGGGAGAACAGCGUUUACCGGCGGGGCGGCGGGUUUAGCAAAUGAAGCUAUGGCUACAGAUUCUCCCAGAAGACCCAGUCGUUGUACUGGUGGAGUUGUGGUUCGCCCCCAGGCUGUCACGGAGCAGUCCUACAUGGAAAGUGUUGUGACUUUUCUACAGGAUGUCGUGCCACAGGCUUACAGUGGAACACCUCUAACAGAAGAAAAGGAGAAAAUAGUCUGGGUCAGAUUUGAAAAUGCAGAUUUAAAUGAUACAUCAAGAAAUCUGGAAUUUCAUGAAAUACACAGCACUGGGAAUGAGCCACCUCUGCUGAUUAUGAUCGGCUACAGUGAUGGAAUGCAGGUCUGGAGCAUUCCGAUCAGUGGGGAAGCACAGGAGCUCUUUUCUGUCCGACAUGGCCCCAUUCGAGCGGCUAGAAUCUUGCCUGCUCCACAGUUUGGUACUCAAAAGUGUGAUAACUUUGCUGAAAAAAGGCCUCUCCUUGGUGUUUGUAAGAGCACUGGAUCUUCUGGCACAAGUCCACCUUACUGUUGUGUAGAUCUCUAUUCACUUCGUACUGGGGAGAUGGUCAAGUCUAUUCAGUUUAAAACACCUAUCUAUGAUCUCCAUUGCAACAAACGGAUCCUCGUUGUAGUCUUGCAGGAGAAAAUUGCUGCCUUUGAUAGCUGUACUUUCACAAAAAAAUUUUUUGUCACAAGCUGCUAUCCUUGUCCAGGGCCCAACAUGAAUCCUAUUGCUCUUGGGAGCCGAUGGCUUGCUUAUGCAGAAAACAAGCUGAUCCGAUGUCAUCAGUCCCGUGGUGGAGCCUGUGGAGACAACAUUCAGUCUUACACUGCCACCGUCAUUAGUGCUGCUAAAACAUUGAAAACUGGCUUGACAAUGGUUGGGAAAGUGGUGACUCAGCUGACAGGCACACUGCCUUCAGGUGUGACCGAAGACGAUGUUGCCCUCCAUAGUAAUUCCAGGCGGAGUCCUUUGGUUCCAGGCAUCAUCACAGUAAUUGACACUGAAACAGUUGGAGAGGGCCAGGUGCUUGUGAGCGAGGAUUCUGACAGUGAUGGUAUUGUGGCCCACUUUCCUGCUCAUGAAAAACCAGUGUGCUGUAUGGCGUUUAAUACAAGUGGAAUGCUUCUAGUCACAACAGACACCCUUGGCCAUGACUUUCAUGUCUUCCAGAUUCUGACUCAUCCUUGGUCUUCAUCACAAAGUGCUGUCCAUCAUCUAUAUACUCUUCACAGGGGAGAAACUGAAGCCAAAGUACAAGACAUCUGCUUCAGCCAUGACUGUCGCUGGGUUGUGGUUAGUACUCUCCGGGGUACUUCCCAUGUUUUCCCCAUCAACCCUUACGGUGGCCAGCCUUGUGUUCGAACACAUAUGUCCCCACGAGUUGUGAAUCGUAUGAGCCGUUUCCAGAAAAGUGCUGGGCUGGAAGAAAUUGAACAAGAACUGACGUCUAAGCAAGGAGGUCGCUGUAGCCCUGUUCCAGGUCUAUCAAGUAGCCCUUCUGGAUCACCUCUGCAUGGGAAACUAAACAGCCAAGACUCCUAUAAUAAUUUUGCCAACAACAACCCUGGCAACCCCCGGCUCUCUCCUCUCCCCAGCUUGAUGGUACUGAUGCCUCUUGCGCAAAUCAAGCAGCCAAUGACAUUGGGGACCAUCACCAAACGAACAGGGCCUUAUCUGUUUGGAGCGGGGUGUUUUUCCAUAAAAGCUCCAUGCAAAGUUAAACCACCUCCACAAAUUUCACCCAGCAAAUCGAUGGGCGGAGAAUUUUGUGUGGCUGCAGUGUUCGGGACAUCCAGAUCGUGGUUUGCAAAUAAUGCAGGUCUGAAAAGAGAAAAAGAUCAGUCCAAACAAGUUGUAGUUGAGUCUCUCUACAUUAUCAGUUGCUAUGGGACCUUAGUGGAGCACAUGAUGGAGCCACGGCCGCUCAGCACUGCCCCCAAGAUUAGUGAUGACACCCCACUGGAAGUGAUGACCUCACCUCGAGCCAGCUGGACUCUGGUUAGAACUCCUCAAUGGAAUGAAUUGCAACCACCAUUUAAUGCAAACCACCCUCUGCUCCUCGCUGCAGAUGCAGUCCAGUAUUAUCAGUUCCUGCUUGCUGGCCUGGCUCCCCCUGGAAGUCCGGGGCCCAUUACUCGGCAUGGGUCCUAUGACAGUUUAGCUUCUGACCACAGUGGACAGGAAGAUGAAGAAUGGCUUUCUCAGGUAGAAAUUGUAACACACACUGGACCCCACAGACGUCUGUGGAUGGGUCCCCAGUUCCAGUUCAAAACCAUCCAUCCCUCAGGCCAAACCACAGUCAUAUCAUCCAGUUCAUCUGUGUUGCAGUCUCACGGUCCAAGUGAUACUCCACAGCCCCUUUUGGAUUUUGAUACAGAUGAUCUUGAUCUCAACAGUCUCAGGAUCCAGCCGGUCCGCUCUGACCCAGUCAGCAUGCCAGGGUCAUCCCGUCCAGUUUCUGAUCGAAGGGGAAUUUCCACCGUGAUUGAUGCUGCCUCAGAGAUUUUUCUGAAGUGCUGGGGGAAGAAUAUCCCUAAGGAUUAUAUUUCACUGUAUCUACAGUUGUCAUUCCAAUCUGAGGCAGAAAGACUUAGUCACUGUCUUACAGCCAUCAGAGACAGAAGAGAUGCUGGUGGUACCUUUGACCGGAGCGUGACCCUGCUGGAGGUGUGUGGGAGCUGGCCCGAGGGCUUUGGGCUGCGGCACAUGUCCUCCAUGGAGCACACAGAGGAAGGCCUGCGGGAGCGGCUCGCGGAUGCCAUGGCCGAGUCGCCGAGCCGGGACGUGGUGGGAUCCGGAACAGGGAAAAAAAAAGGAAAAAAAAAACAAUGCCAACAGCCCAGCGUCCGUGAGCAACCCAACAGUAACAAAGCAGGUGUUCGGGAUGGAGGAAGAACUACAGCGAGAGGGAAGCAUCGAGACACUGAGUAACAGCUCAGGUUCUACCAGCGGCAGCAUCCCAAGAAACUUCGAUGGCUACCGAUCUCCACUGCCCACCAAUGAGAGUCAGCCCCUCAGCCUCUUCCCUACUGGCUUCCCGUAGUACCAGCAACCUGCUUCUGACUGGCCCGCCCACUCACCUGCUGGAAGGAGGGGGAGAAGCCCCCCUCUUGGUCCUACCCUUCAGUCUCUGCUUCUCUUUCACCAACCACCUUCCCCAAGCUUAGUGACAACAGCCACCUACCCUCCCCGGAUGGAGAAGAGCCCCUUCUCCCAAGCACCUUGGCGCAUUCUGACCUCUGUCCCCCAUCAGCGGGGCCCUGGCUGAAGGAGACUGCAGAAGCUCUGUCCCCUCCUCCGUUUGCACAUGAUGUCCUGCAUUGGAUCCACUUUUGUGUUUUCUAACCAUACCCACGGGGGGCCUGGAAGGGGAGAGCGCGGAUGGCCUGGCUGGGCAUUUUGACCCUGAGCGGACAGCCCCAGCCCACUCCUGGCUAUGAGAUGCACUGCCCAGUUUCCCUUGGCCAACCUCACUCUGGCAUGAGGUAAACUGAGGCCCAGAGUAUUAGGGAAGGAGGGAGGAAGGAAGGAGAAGCCCCCCUUCCUCUUUUCUUUCCCCUUUGGCUCAUGGGAAGGAUUUGUCGUUCUUGUCUGUAAGCCCUUUUACCCUGGUCCUGUACUGUCCAGUGAAGGAAACCGUGGUUACUAAGGCCCUGUCAAAAAGUGCAUGUCUUGUCCAAUAAAUCACGCUAUAAUUGGUGUCCA
Molecule: messenger RNA, 3775 nt
Organism: Mirounga angustirostris (Northern elephant seal)
Lineage: Eukaryota; Metazoa; Chordata; Mammalia; Carnivora; Phocidae
Gene: BCAS3
Product: BCAS3 microtubule associated cell migration factor
Exons: 27
Coding region: 113-3001 (962 amino acids)
Biological process (GO): autophagy; response to starvation
Cellular component (GO): cytoplasm
Molecular function (GO): protein binding
Source: RefSeq, a predicted model, not a curated record